AUUGGAUGCCAACCGCCGUUAAACCUCAUCGAAGAAGAAGGACCGUGUGCAAACCGCGCGUGACGCAGAAAGGAGGGAGGGACCGAUAACAAACAAACAGGAACAGUCACUUAGCUGAGGAACACGUGGAGAUGAGUAGUAAUGAGUGUUUUGGAUGCGGCCGCACCGGCCACUGGAUCAAGAACUGUCCGAAUGCCGGGCGGGGACGAGGCAAGGGCCGCGGGAGGGGGAAAGAUCUGUUCUGCUAUCGCUGUGGCGAGCCUGGGCAUGUUGCCAGGGACUGUGAGAGGACUGAGGAUGCGUGCUACAACUGUGGUCGUGGAGGACACAUUUCCAGAGACUGUAAGGAGCCCAAGAAGGAGAGGGAACAGGUCUGUUACAACUGUGGCAAGGCUGGCCACGUGGCCCGAGACUGUGACCAUGCCAACGAGCAGAAGUGCUACUCCUGUGGAGGUUUUGGACACAUCCAGAAGGGCUGUGAGAAGGUCAAAUGUUACAGGUGUGGUGAGAUCGGCCAUGUUGCCGUCCAGUGCAGCAAGGCCAGCGAAGUCAACUGCUACAAUUGCGGAAAGUCUGGUCACCUGGCUAAAGAAUGCACCAUCGAGGCCACGGCCUAGCACUCUGCUGCCUUCCUACGCCCCUCCUUUUUCACAUGGAUGAUUGUAUUAUUUUGUCUGAAACCUGCCCUCUGGCUACGGAGGUUUCUCCCAGACCAGUCUGCUGUAAAGUGCUGAAUAAUACACUUUCUGUAUUUAAUCCAAAAUGUUUACUUUGGUAGAGGUUAAUGUACAAUGGUUUGUUAAAGAAGCCAUUUUCCAUGCCACUGGUGACAAGGGAUGAGUUCUGAGUGGAUGUCCUCCCCACCAGGUCCGGGGAAACCAGCCCUUCAAGUCAGAAUGAAAGUUUGUCGGAACUUUUUAGUUUUUUGGAACAUAACGGACUAGACCUGAGACAGCAGCACCACCCAGUGGUCGUUAUGGGUUCAGUCCGUCCGACAGCAGCAUGCAGACAGACCAGGACCAAACCCGUCACAACAUGGUGUAUGAAUACAGACGGUCAUAGCUAAUUCACAAGAAAAUACAAAUAUUUGUUUUUGUACAGUUAGCUGCUGAGUGUCAGAAUCAGUCUUGAUCCAGUAGUAAGUUAAUGUGUGUUAUAUAACCAUGGAAACAGAUCAGAAAAAGAAAGGCUAAGAGAAAGAAUGUUUUCACAAAUCUAAAUGUUAUUUUUCUACAAAAUAACACUUAGACCAGUGGUUUUCCAACCUUUUUCAAUCGGGCCCCCCCCCUUCUAUAAAUAUUUUGGGGGCGGUAGGGCGCUCCACGCCGACAAUCGCACACCCGACAGUUUAGGAACCACUGACUUGGACAACUGUAAAAAUAUAUAAUUUGCUUGUACUCAGUUUAAGUGGAAAGGUAAUGCAACUGAAAUCCUCCAACAUAAUGUAAUUUUAAUCUCAAUAAAGUGCAAGAAGGGAAGUUAGACUGA
Molecule: messenger RNA, 1488 nt
Organism: Oncorhynchus mykiss (rainbow trout)
Lineage: Eukaryota; Metazoa; Chordata; Actinopteri; Salmoniformes; Salmonidae
Product: CCHC-type zinc finger nucleic acid binding protein
Molecular function (GO): nucleic acid binding; zinc ion binding
Source: RefSeq, a predicted model, not a curated record